AUGGCAGUACAGAUCGUCGAUAUGCAAUACCAAGCAUCACCCGAAGUCGCCUCCCCGGGUGAGGAAAACCCUCGUUUUCGCGCCAUUCGUGAAGCAAUCGAGCACGCUGCAGCUGUGCAGAACACGAAGUAUGAGUGUAUCGACGGUUUCUCGUUAAGCUACGCAGACGAUGAUUCUGGUGCACGGGAAGACGUGGCUACAUUCGAGCAGAUGUGUCGUGAACUGGGCGCACGAAUCAUCAAGUCUCUCGUACUCACCGUGGGUAUGACACCCUGUGCGAUAGGCGUUUGGUGCGAAUUGGAGAUUACGAAGACGAGACCUAAGUCGAGGAACUUGGUCAUUCUGCAUUACGCGGGCCAUGGUGAAGUCGACCCAUCCAACGGCUCUCUCCGUCUAUGCGCUCGUCAGGGGUCGGACCAGUCGUUUCCCUGGAUGCUCUUUGUGAACCGAUUCGUCGCCCCGCCCUACAUUGUUCCAGACAGAAUGGGCAUGAAGCAAACGGAUGUCCUCGUAAUCCUGGACUGCUGUUAUGCUGGCGCGUGCCCUCGUGGGCUCCCUGAGGCGUCGAGGACUGGGCAUGUCAUCGCUGCUACAGCUGAAUACUCGACUACAAAGUGCAGAAACACAAACUUCAGCUUCACUCAGCAGGUUGCCGGUAUGGUUCGGAGAAUUGGAAGAGAGAAACUAGGUUCUCCGUUCGAGAUUGGAGAUGUGAUGGCGCGAAUAAUCGGCGAAGACGUCAUCUACGGUUUAAAUAUGCGCCCUGUACACGACGUUCUCGACGGCAGAUCUCCCAUUGUCCUUCAUUAUCCGGUAUCGGACAACAGUGACACUUUCUCAGCCACCUACCAGUACGAGAACGUCCCCGCGGGACAGGUGUUAGAUCUAUCUCUUGCAACAACGAAUGCUAGUCUGGAGGGGACGACUCCGAAGGUCGAAGUUCUGUGCGCCAUCCAGUUCGACGGAGACAUAACGGAAGAAAGCUUGAAGAAGUUUGCCACCUGGAUCAACACGUUGGACAGCAGCUUCAAUAUCCAAGUGGAGUACGCGUACGCUGCUGACUCAACCUUUAUGUGUGCCAGAGUUCCCGCCUCGAUCUGGGCUAGGCUUGAAGGGCUCGACGGCUUCCAAUUCCUUAGUUAUAGCUUUGGCCCAGACCCCACUGCACUCUGUACGUGGUCCAUUCUACUCCCCAAACACUGA
Messenger RNA from Tricharina praecox, 1203 nucleotides. RefSeq lists its product as uncharacterized. Bases 1 to 1203 code for a protein of 400 amino acids. The transcript has 2 exons. NCBI's taxonomy places the organism in Eukaryota, Fungi, Ascomycota, Pezizomycetes, Pezizales, Pyronemataceae. The record is from RefSeq and is a predicted model, not a curated record.